Messenger RNA from Eremomyces bilateralis CBS 781.70, 2456 nucleotides. RefSeq names its product anaphase-promoting complex subunit CDC23. Gene Ontology annotation, molecular function: protein binding. The transcript has 3 exons. The record is from RefSeq and is a predicted model, not a curated record. The coding region runs from base 287 to 2296 and encodes 669 amino acids. Gene Ontology annotation, cellular component: anaphase-promoting complex. Lineage: Eukaryota; Fungi; Ascomycota; Dothideomycetes; Eremomycetales; Eremomycetaceae. Gene Ontology annotation, biological process: cell division.
CUGCGUCAACGACGCGUUUUCGGUCUAAAUUCUCAAGUAAACACUUCUUUACAUCAUCAUGUGCUCAAUUUCUGAGUAGUUUCAGCGCGUCAUAACCUCACAAGUGACCAUAUGUCCUUGAGCGCGACCUUGACACGAAGCCACGUGCAACCAGUCCACCCGUGAGAUCAAUGAGAUAGAAAGAGCAAGGAAAGCGAAAUUUGCAUAGAGCCAUUUUAUAGGAAACUGGCCUUCUUGUGCUCUAGUACGGGGACUUCCGACUUGUCCUAAAUAGAAUUGAUCUAUUAUGGCCAGCUUAUCAGAGGCGGAUGCGGCGCAGCUCCAAGCACAUCUUCAGGAUGCUGUAGUAUCUUGCUCGGAGCGAGGUCUCUAUCAGUCAGCGAAAUGGGCGGCUGAACUGCUAAGUUCAUUACCAGCUAGCGAGUACGGCUCGGAGACAGAUCCUGAUUCUUCGAUGGCAGAUGUCCAGCCAACCUCUCUAAAGUCUCCUAAGACUCCACCUCAAUGGGACGCUACACUUGAGGCUCGGGAACGGAAUAAAUAUCUUCUAGCAAAGUCGUUCUUCGAUUGCCGAGAGUUCGAUCGUUGUGCGGCACUCUUCCUCCCAUACACACUUCCUAAGGUCCCGAUCGCAACAGGCCCAGAGGCGCCUCGUGCGAAACAGGACCCGAAAGGCAAGGCCAAGACUAAUACCCCUACGGUUCCUCCCAUUCAGACACCACUCAAGAGUAUGAGCAGAAGAUCACUGUUCCUUGCGCUUUACGCGAAGUACCUCUCAGGAGAGAAACGAAAGGAUGAAGAAAGCGAAAUGAUCCUGGGGCCUCAGGACGGCGGUAUGACUGUCAACAAGGAGCUGACGGGGCUUUCGUCCACUUUGGAAAGCUGGUUUACUGAGCAGCAUGAAAAGGGUCGGGACGGUGGGGGUUGGCUUGAAUACCUAUACGGCAUCAUACUGGCCCGACAAAAGAAUGAGGAACUUGCAAAGAAGUGGCUCGUCCAAAGUGUGCACCUGUAUCCCUAUAACUGGGGUGCAUGGCAAGAGUUGGCCAGUCUAAUGGGGACAGUGGAACAGCUCACUGCUAUCCUCGAACACCUACCGCAGAACAUCAUGACAUUCAUCUUCCACGUCUACGCAAACCAAGAGCUCUACCAGUCCGCCGAAACCAUCCACGCACAACUCACCCAAAUCUCCUCCCUAUUCCCUGCCUCAGCCUUCCUCAAAACCCAGCGCGCCCUCCUCUUUUACCACUCCAAAGACUUCGAGACCGCCUCCCAAAUCUUCACCACCCUCCUCCACACCCACCCCCACCGCCUCGACUCCCUCGACGUUUUCUCCAACAUCCUCUACGUCAUGUCCAACCGCCCCCUCCUCUCCUUCCUCGCCCACCUCUCUACCGCCACCGACAAAUUCCGCCCCGAGACCUGCUGCAUCGUCGGCAACUACUACAGCAUGCUCUCCGCCCACGAGAAGUCCGUCGUCUACUUCCGCCGUGCUCUGUCCCUCGACCGCUCCUUCGCCGGCGCCUGGACCCUCAUGGGCCACGAAUACGUCGAGAUGAAAAACACGCACGCUGCCAUCGAAUCCUACCGCCGCGCCGUGGAGAUCAACCGCCGCGAUUACCGCGCCUGGUACGGCCUCGGCCAGACCUACGAGUUCCUCGAGCAAUAUUCCUACGCCAUUUUCUACUUCCAACGCGCCGCCGCCUUGCGCCCGUUUGACCCCAAAAUGUGGGGCGCGAUCGGCGCGUGUCUGCAUCGCACUGGGAAGUAUGAGAACGCCAUCCGCGCGUACAAGCGGGCGCUGGUGGCCGGGAGCUACUACGAGGGCGCGGGCGCGAGCUUCGCCUCCGUCGGCGACAGCCAGGGCAGCGCGGGGAAACUCGGCGGCGGGGUGCUGGACCCGGAGGUGCUGUUCCAGAUCGCGGUGCUGUAUCAGCGGAUCAGCGACAUUCCCGAGGCGGCGGCGUAUAUGGAGAUGUGUCUCGCGCAAGAGGAGGGUCCGGAAUCUCCGGGCGGCGGGGGAGGUGGAGAGGGGGCGGAAACGGUUGGGAUGGGUGGUGUGGGCGUGACCGAGACGACCAGCAAGGCGCGGAAAUGGUUGUCGAGGUAUGAGUUUGACCGGGGGUCAUAUCAGCAGGCGAUGGAGUAUGCGAACGAACUUUGUCAGGAUGGGGUCGACGUGGAGGAUGCCAAAGCGUUGGUGCGGGAUAUCCGGUCGAGAGUCGAGAUGCUGAAAGAUGCUGGGACAAGCAGGGAUAUAGAGGACGUUGAAAGGAGAUUUGGGCGAGCGGCUUGAGCGUAUCAUUGAUCAUGAAAGCACAAUGAGCAUAAGGGUAUCAAUUUGAAUUAGUGAUAUUGGAGAAGUUGUGAAUGCAGAGCAUCCAAGCGACUGACUUCUCCGUCUGUUUCAUUUGGACAUAACUAGCGGUACUCGCUACUCGUCAUACUACUGGAGC